Molecule: messenger RNA, 7315 nt
Organism: Ictalurus punctatus (channel catfish)
Lineage: Eukaryota; Metazoa; Chordata; Actinopteri; Siluriformes; Ictaluridae
Gene: brinp2
Product: bone morphogenetic protein/retinoic acid inducible neural-specific 2
Exons: 8
Coding region: 187-2508 (773 amino acids)
Biological process (GO): negative regulation of mitotic cell cycle; positive regulation of neuron differentiation
Source: RefSeq, a predicted model, not a curated record
CUGAUGAGGAGCUGCUGAAGAAGACUGCAUUCAUCCGGUUAAUCUAGCCUACUUAAUCCAGGAGUGGGACAACAUCUCCACCUGCCAUUCCAAGCUGAAGGAAAACGCGCAGACCAGAGACAGGAGUGCAGUUUGGGUCAGGCGGGAUUGGCAGAAGAAUGCUGGCCCCAGGCAUCCGGGGGCAGGAUGGCGUCGUGUUGGCAGAGCGCUCUGGGUGUUAGAUGGUUCCUCUUGAUGCUCGUGUGGCGCUGGGCACCUCUGGGUGCUCUGAGCUGGCUCCUGGCCUCAGCUGAGCGCCUUGAGCCUUUAUCUUUCUCCUCUCUGCCUGGCAAGGCAAGUGUGGCUCAACUGGACUGGCUCCUGUCUGACAAGGGUCCUUUCCACCGGUGCCCAGAGUACACGGAGUUCAAGGAGCGCUUUCAGCAGGGCUUCUCAACACGCUACAAGAUCUAUAGGGAAUUCAGUCACUGGAAAGUGAACAGCUUGGCCACAGAGAAGAGAGAUUUCUUCAAGGCACCGUUGCCUCUGUCUCCUGAAUUUCUACGCAACCUCAGGCUACUUGGAAGGAGGCCGACUCUCCAGCAGAUCCAUGAAAACCUGAUCAAGAAAUACGGCACUCACUUCUUAGUAUCAGCCACACUCGGGGGCGAGGAGUCUCUCACCAUCUUCCUGGACAAACAGAAGCUCAGCAAGAAGUCUGAGGUCAACGGCAACAGCUCGACGGUGUCUCUGGAAAUCCUGCACCAGCUGGCUGCAUCCUAUUUCACUGAUAGAGAGAGCACCCUCAGGAGACUCCACCACCUACAGAUUGCCACCUCAGCCAUCAAGGUAACAGAGACCAGAACAGGGCCUCUGGGAUGCAGUAACUACGACAGCCUGGAUUCUGUCAGCUCAGUGCUGGUACACAGCCCGGAGAAUAAAAUCCAUCUGAAAGGUUUACAAGAUGUUCUCCCCGACUUCCUGCGCAACCGUUUCGUGGAGGCAGCGCUCAGCUAUGUGGCAUGUAAUUCCGAGGGCGAGCUCUUGUGCCGCAACAACGACUGCUGGUGUCGCUGUUCUGCCAAGUUCCCCGACUGCAACUGCCCCUUCUUGGAUAUCAGAGCCAUGGAAGAGAGUCUUCGGAAAAGCAGGGAGACCUGGAUUACCUUGAACAAUGAGUUUAUUGAGUCAGAUGAGUUCAAGGCCUUUCUGAAGAAGCUCCCAAUCGAUCGUUUUUUGAACACAUCGGCGAUCCUGAAGUUCUGGAGUUUGGACACAGCCUUGCAAAGACGCCACACUCAGCUGGAGACCAGCACUAAACUGAUCUUUAGCAAAGCCAACAAAAUUGUUCAGAAACUCUUCACCCUCAGCAAGCGUUGUCCCAAACAGCCAAAGAUCAGCCUGCCCAGAGAAAGGACAUUGGGGUUUUGGUUGAACAGAGUUCAGUCUCUGCUGUACUGCAAUGAGCAUGGAAUUCUGGGCUCCUUCUCAGAGGAAGUGCAUUACUGCUUGUGUCCUACAGAACAGGGCAACUCCUGCCAGGGUACAGUUCCUUGUCAGGUGGGUGAGGGCACACUGUGUUCCUUGUGUGCCCCGGACAAUGUCACCCGCUGUGGCACAUGCAUGCCUGGUAGCUUCCUGCAGCUGGGCUCAUGCCGGCCAGCCGUGGCCAUCUCACUGGACCACUAUGUGAACUUUGACUUGGACAUGGUGGAUGCAGAGGCACACCACCUGCUGCAGCGUCUGGAUGGGCGUCUGGAGGUGCGCGCAAUCUACAUUAGCAAUGAUGUGCGCUUGGGAAGCUGGUUCAACCCGGCAUGGCGCAAGCGCAUGCUGCUAACACUCAAGAGCAACAAGAACAAGUCCAACCUGGUGCACAUGCUCAUGGGAAUCUCUUUCCAGAUCUGCACGACACAAAACAGCACGCUGGAGCCUGUGCCUGCCAUCUAUGUCAACCCAUUUGGGGGAAGCCAUUCAGAGAGCUGGUUCAUGCCUGUCAAGCAGAACGACUUCCCCGACUGGCAGCGAACUAAACUGGACUCGGCACUGCCAUGCCACAAUUGGACGCUGGUGCUGGGCACUAAAUGGAAGUCCUUCUUCGAGACAGUGCAUGUCUACUUGCGCAGCCGUAUCCUCACAGAUGACCCAGGUGUAAACGAGACGCUCUUCUAUGAGCCAUUGGAAAUGGACUCGGCUAACCUGGGUUACAUGAAGAUAAACAGCCUGAGGGUGUUCGGUUAUAGCAUGCACUUCGAUGCCGAUGGUGUCAAGGAGCUGGUCUCACAGUUGGACUACCCGUACACACACGGCACACAGGACGCUGCCUUUCUGGCACUGAUGGAGAUCCGCGACCGUGUAAAUCGGCUCUCGCCACCCGCCGAGCGCCCACUCGACCUCUUCUCCUGCCUGCUUCGCCACCGGCUCAAGCUCUCAGCCAGUGAGGUGGCACGUGUCCACAACUUGCUUCGCAGCUUCAGUGUCAAGUUGCCCAGCUCCUCCAAACCUGAACUCGCCCAGCUGUGUAGCUAGCUCAGAUAACUCUCUCCUGCCUGUGUGUGUGUGUGUGUGUGUGUGUGUGUGUGUGUGUGUGUGUGUGUGUUUAAUUGUAAAUGAGAAACAGGGAGAAUUCAGCUAGCUGUGCAAGUUAGCUCACAUGGUUCUCUCCUGCACUUUCCUCUACUAUUUUAUCUGACUUCUGAAAUCUUGUAAUGAAAGAUGUAUAUACUGUAUUUACCAAUGGACUGAGAUGCCCUUGAAUCGUAUCUUUGUAUUCAGAAAUGUGAUUGACUGAAACAUCAAGGCAUGAAUGGUAAGUUUGUUUAUGUCUUUUUUGAAGCUAGCUUGGAUAAUACUCUCCAGCUUGUAUGUGUGUGUGUGUGUGUGUGUGUGUGUGAAUAUGGAUGAGAAAAAGAGAAAAGAACACAGCCAGCUAUGCAGCUAGCUUGUGUGAUGCUCUCUUGCUUAGGCGUGUUUGUGUUUGGCAGAAUAGGAAUGAGAAAGGCAGGGAGAGAGGUAAAAAGAUUAUUUUGGAAAUGAGUGUCCAUGUUCUUGUGGGUUUGCUUUUCUAAGCCUGCCACCUCACUGAGCAGCAAAACUGAACCAACUGUAAGUUGUGAUUGACACGGGAAUAGCGAGUGUGUAUACAUCUGAAUGCGAAGCAAAUUUAACACAGACUGAAUCAAGUUGCGCUUAUGAGCAAAGCUUGAAGAGACAGAACUGCAUCCUAGCCUUUUUUUCUGUGGAACAAUGUAAACACAUGACAUGUCUGCUCUUUUUCUAUGUGUUCGGAGAUGUUCGGUAUUAUUUGGUGACUCUAUUUGAAAAAGGGCAUAGCUGAUGAAGAUUGCAUUCUUAUACAUUUAUGGUGAAAAUCGGAUAUACAGUAAUAGCGUAAUAUCAAGACACAGGUUUACUUUCCUUUUCUAUUUUUAUCUGAUGUCCUAAAUCUUGUAUUGAAAGACGUUUCUCUGUAUUUAUUACUGGAUUGAGAUGCCCUUAACAGAUUCUUCAUAUUGAGAGAUGUUCUUCAUAUUAAGAAAAAAAAAAAAAAGGUUAACAUCGAGGCAAACAAAAUGGCAAACUGUCUUAUUUAAAUGUUCCAGUCUUUCAGAUGUUGAUCUUAUAAUAACAUUACAUUGUUUUGCGAAGGUUUGUGGGCAGCUUUGUAAAUAUCGCUCUGUCAUUAAUACUAUUUCAGGAUGUGAAAGCUGCACAUUGCUCUAUUAAAUAUAAAUGGCUCAUCACUCUUAUGAAUUGAAUGAAUUUGUACUUUUUUGGAACAGGCAAAGACCAAAAAACAUUUCUUACUCAACAAAAACACGUAUCUAUUGCCUUAUGAUGUGGAGUUUGUGUUCGGAUAUUAAAGCACACUUGGUCAGCCGUGUCGUUAUUUCAAAGACGUGUUGCUCCUUUUGCCUGAGUUCUCUUUUCUUCUUUAUUCUUUUUCAGCUCUGAUUUUAAUUACAGUAACUAAUAAUCUGUAAAAAAAAAAAAAAAAAAAAAAAAAAAUUCCAAUUUAUAACUGACAUACUCUGUGAGAAAUAUACGUAUCUGCUCUGUUUAAUAACCUCAUUUAAUACUUGUGCCAUAACAUUUCCACUUUUUCCCCUCAUACACUAAUUAAACACACUCAAUGACUCAUGACAUACAUUUGAAUUCCUUCAAUUGUCUGUGAAGCUGAAAGCAAUCAUGCAUGAGGCUAUUUAAUGCUUUUUAUGGUCCUUUUACAUUACAAUUCAUGUCCCAUCUCAUCCAUAACACAAACUUAUGGCACAAUAGAGCACUGAAUGUUGUUUGUGUGGACAAAUGUUCAUUUUGCAAAACUGUGUCCUGACAUCCAUCUGCAAAUCAUCUAUAAAUCAUGUCAUUUGUUUUGCCCUUAGCUGUGGAAACCCUGAGCCUGUCAGAACGUAUUACGCAUCAAAGCCUGAAAUUACCAGCGUUAUUCGAGGACAAAUGUUCUUCUCAUAUAAAUAGCAGCGUUUAUUAGGUGAGUUAGUAAUUUGCUAGAUUGUCAAUAAGGCCAGCAAAAAUCUCUCUGUCACAACGUCUCCAAGUCACAGAGCAGCCUGAGUAGAAACGAAAUAUACGUGUAGAAUGGAGUUCGCAGCCGUAGACUGUUCAUCUUUAUUAUUUAGCUCAUGCACUUUGGCUAAUCAUCUAGGUGUGGGAGAAGCGGCGAUUAAUCAUGAAGGUCUUGUGUAAACUAUUGCUGCUCUCUAAAGUAGAAAUAAACAUGAAUAUUCCAGUGAUUGAUUAUUUAUGAUGGUUGUAUUGCUUUGGGCAUGAGGUUGUUUAUGCAUUGGAUUUAUGAAGUAAAUGAUUGUGUACAGUUUAGAAUCCUGGAUUUACUUUCCCUCGUGAGAGAAAUGUCCUAUCUGAUUACGCCAACUACAUACAUAGCAGCCAGAAUUACCUACAGUAUAUAAGAUCCCUAAGUGUUUUACUAAUAAAUUCAUGGCUCGUAUGAGAAAACCGUGUCCCAAGUUCAAGUGCUCUGAUGUGGAACACUGUUUUCGAAUUGGUUUUUAAAAAACGUUUUCAUCUAAAUUCAUUUAAAUGCCAAGUAGCAGGAUUUCCCCCACUUUCUCUAUUGCCAUCCAAGAUUUUCUUUGCUAUGUAGUCAGGGUUUAUUUUUAAUGCUAUUAGACCAUUGUUUGUUUGUUUGUUUGUUUGUUUGUUGUUUAUUUAAUACAUUUUUUGUUUGCUUGUUUGAGUGGACGUUUUAAUUGCUUGUUUAGUUAAUUAUUUUUUUUGUUUCUUUGUCUAUUUAUUUAUUUUAAAAAUUUAGAUUUUUCAUGUUGGAGUUCAAGCAUCUUUCGACUUUUUAGCAUGAUUUAACAUGACCCACAGCUCCUGCAAUAAGAGAUUACAUUCAGUCUUGCCAGACAAAAGUUUAUCCAUUAAUACCGCUCUCAAGUUUGGCUUAGUUCUUGUCAAAACCAAAGUAUUUUAUCACAUGCCCUUAUUUGAAUGAAGGCUGUCAUCAUGCUGGAUUUCAACAGGCUUCACUUAAGAACUAUUUGCAUUAAUAGGGUUUGUGCCUCACAGCUUUCAAUUGCUGAUAUUACAGUUCUUACAGUUAAACACACAGAAUUGAAACAAUACUUUGUCGAAGUUAAAGGUAGUACUCAGGCACUAAGGCUGAGAUUAUGAUUCAUUUACAACCUAGAUAUCUAGCAACUGUUCCCCUGCAAUUCAAACUGCCUUCUGCGUAGUUUUUCAUCCCGAUGGAUCCACACAGCAUAGGCUUUUAAAAAAAAAAAGGUUUGAACCUUUAAGCCUUCCUUGAUUUGUGUCUCUGGGAAAACACUUUAAAAUUCUAUGCACCACCCUACAUCAGAGUGUUUCCUUAGCAGGUAGAGUUCAAAAGUUUGGGAAGAUAAGACCCUUUAUUAACUAUUUAGAGUACAUGAGAUAAAAUAUAUAAAAAUGUUCUCUUUUUAGAUUUUUUUUUCUUUUCUUAUUGAGAUGGCAAUUCAUAAAUGUUGCAAAUGUACUACUGCUCUUAUUAUUUUUGCUUUACUGUAGAUGAAAGUCGUAAAAAUGAACUUUGAAGAACCUGGAGCAUUUAGUGCAAUCCCUGAUGUGACUAGUGCAUACAGGUGGAUUUAUUUCUGUGCUUUGAAGAGUGCAAUCCUUUGACACUUCUAUCAUUUAGAGCCGGGGUCAACUGGCAGGCUGCGGUCUGGAUGCAGGCCCGAAAAAGUAUUCAAGCAGAUUCAACUGGGCAGAAAAUACUGUGGCAGAAUCGAUCGCACUAUGAAAAAACCGGCCGUAGUUCAGCAACUCUAGUGUGUGAAUUACACACAUUUAUGUCCAUUAUUUAGCUGAAGGCGGCUCGUCAAAAAGAGAAAGGGUUUUCACAGACUCUCAUAAUUUGUUUUACAUUUCAUCGAAUCUCUCGGCUGAUUAGUGAACGUAAAUAAUCGUUAAAAAAAAAAAAACACGAAUAAUCAUAAACUAAUAAUUCAAAUAAAACAAUUUUUAAGAAUGACUGGACAGAAAAAUGUGUUUAGUUCAAAACUAAUGUCUGUUCAGAGUCUGUGGUGCUAGUCAAAAGUGUUAAUGUAAAGUGCCAGUGCAACACAAAUCAUAACCACUUCAAACUGAUCUGUCUUAUUUAUAGCUAUGAACUAAUCACUAAAAGCUAACUGUUGUCACCAUUCAGUCAUGUUCAUUUCCUUUCCAGACCUUUCAAACGAAUUUUAUAUGUAGCUAGACCGUCACAAACAUUAGGAUUGUGGUUUUGUCUAGGUGAUUGGUCAGAAAAUACCCUUGUACUGCAGCACUUCCGGACUGGGCUUUUAUGUGACUGUAGUUUGGUCGUCUUUAAAUCAGCGUAAAACACCACUUUUUCCCAUAUAUUCACAUUCCAUAUUUCAUAUCCUGCAUAUCUUUUCAUGGCUAGACACAAAUCACGACCUAUACUUAACUUUCAGGUGUCUUAUAAUGUUUUCAAAAUGCCUUCAACCUUUAUGUAUUGUCACACUGGGAUUUAAUAAAAUUGCCAAUUACAAAUAGCUGUCAGUGUCCAGAACCAAAGUGCUGAAUGUAAAUACUCACUGUUUGACUCCAUUCAUUCAAUAUCCAGAUAUGAUAUAGCUCGAUUAAGAGCAUGAGUUAUCAGCAUGCAGUCCAGCAGACAGGAUUCUUUUUGCUGAUAUUAGUUUGGUUUGUACAUUUUCACUUGUAUAAUGUACUAGAUGCAGAUACCUGAUCCAGACAGACUGGCCAUAGAAAUGAAACACUGAACUUUCUACUCGUACUGUUUGAUCAAAGCAGAUUGUUUCUCUCAGUGUUUUAACAGGAUGUAAAUGUUCUUAUAUUAAAUAAU